This is a messenger RNA of Neoarthrinium moseri, 231 nucleotides long. RefSeq lists its product as uncharacterized. Gene Ontology annotation, cellular component: mitochondrial inner membrane. The transcript is spliced from 3 exons. NCBI's taxonomy places the organism in Eukaryota, Fungi, Ascomycota, Sordariomycetes, Amphisphaeriales, Apiosporaceae. The record is from RefSeq and is a predicted model, not a curated record. Gene Ontology annotation, molecular function: proton-transporting ATP synthase activity, rotational mechanism. Gene Ontology annotation, biological process: proton motive force-driven mitochondrial ATP synthesis. Bases 1 to 231 code for a protein of 76 amino acids.
AUGGUGUUCGCCUGGAAAUCCGCUGGCCUCAGCUACAACCGCUACCUCGCGGUCGCCUCCCGCGUCGUCCGCCGAAGCUUGAAGGACGACAAGAGAAUAGCCGCCGAGCGUCGUGGAGAGUCGGACCUGCGAUUUGCCAAGUGGUCGAACGGCAAGCAGGGCGAGGUCAAGAACUUGAACGAGGCCAACGCUGCUGCGGCGACCGAGGCUGCCGGCGCCCCCUCCGCAUAA